AGCGUCUACGUAACAGGAAAUGGAGCGCGAAGUUUGAAUAGAAAUUUACGGAAAAAUAGCUGUCAAAUGAAAUUAAAUGCCUUGGCAAGGUCUGAAAUAUGAGAAGUAAAGAUGAUAUCAAUAGUUUUCUGCCAGGGAUGUCUGUGUUUGUUAGAGAUACAGCUAAAGUGUGGCAAGAUGGGACAGUUUCAAGUGUUGGCAAAAGUACAUGCACAGUAGCAUUAACUAAUAAAAAGGAGACGCGGGAGUACCCAGUGCAUGACAUUUUACAGAGAUCAGAACAGUGCUUGAAAACAGUAAACAGUCUUACAGAUCUAUCUCCAAUCAAUCAGGCUUCAGUUUUGAGCUGUCUUCAAGAGAGAUUUGAUGACGGUCGCUUCUACACUAAUGCAGGCAGUACAAUUGUUGCAGUAAACCCAUUCCAGAAUGUAGACAAUUUAUACACUAUAGAUACAGUGAUAGCCUAUCACAGAAAUUUAGAGGAUGAUCCUCAUAUAUACAAGGUUGGAAAUGAAGCAUAUACAAGAUUGUGUAGAGAACUAGGCCAUGUAAAUCAGUGUAUCAUAGUGAGUGGAGAAAGUGGCUCUGGUAAGACAGUUUCAGCUAAGCACCUGCUGAGGUUUAUGACAGUGGUUUCAAACUUGUCAGUGGACGAGCAAUUGAAAACAACAACAGGAGUAUGUCAAUCAGUAGAACAAAAAAUCCUUGACUCAAACCCGAUACUGGAGGCAUUUGGUAAUGCUGUUACACAGAGAAAUGAUAAUAGUUCAAGAUUUGGCAAGUUUAUACAGCUGCAAUUUUCAAGAGGAGGUCACAUGAUUGGAGCUGAGAUCAAGACAUACCUGCUUGAGAAAACUAGAGUGGUUCAUCAGUUAAAGGGAGAGGCAAACUUUCAUAUCUUCUAUCAGGUUAUGGACAGUCUGAGUAAAUCAGAAGGAACAAUUUUAGGUCAGCUGGUUCAAGAGAUGGGGAGAGAUGCCUUUAAAGUGCUACCUGUAGGAAAAAAUAUAGAUACUAACAGAGACCUUGAGGACACAUUGAAAGCAAUGACACAGAUUGGUAUACCAGAGGAAAUGCAAGGGGAGAUUACAAAGGUUCUUGUGGCUAUUCUUUUCCUGUGUAAUGUGGAGAUAAAACAUCUAGAAGAUGAACUCUGUCAGUUACUACAAGAAAAAGAUGACAGAUUUCUAGAAACUGGAUUUGUUGAACUUGAAGUGACAGAAACCAGUUUAAAACAAGCUGGGGACCUUUUGGGCUUGGAACCGUCUCACAUGGAACAAGUUCUCUUAUACAGACAUAUAGAGUCAGGUGGUAACAAACGUAGGAGUGUGUUUGUGAAACCUGUACCACAGAGAGAGGCAUACAGUAGACGUGAUUGUCUAGCUACCUUGUUAUAUUCUAGAUUAUUUGAGUGGUUAGUUGGAUUCAUCAAUACCCAGAUACAAGGGGUUGGGUAUGACCACACAAUAGGUUUGCUAGAUAUCUAUGGGUUUGAAGCAUUUGAGACAAACAGUUUGGAACAGUUAUGUAUCAACUAUGCCAAUGAAAAGCUGCAACAACAUUAUGUUAAACACUUCCUUAAAGACUUACAGAAAGAGUAUGAAGACGAGUGUAUAGACUGGCAGCAUUUAUCAUACUGUGAUAACCAGCCUUGUCUAGAAAUUCUGGAAGGUCAACCAAGUGUUUUUGGACUUCUUAAUGAGGAUGUGCAGUUGAAUAGGAAGACUGACACAACACACCUGUGUGAGAGAAUACUACAGUUGUCACAGUCUUCUUCAAGUUAUGUGAAGCGACCAAAACAUUUUAUGAAAAAUCCUGGGUUUAUAGUGACUCACUUUGCUGGAGAUGUUACAUAUACUGGUGAUGGUCUGUCUACAAAAAAUCGAGACAAUAUACCACAGGAACUUGUCUGCAUGCUGAGGGACAGUAAAAACAAAUUUAUAUCGGAACUGUUCGAUAAAUUUGUAACAGAAGAGCAACAUGGCCGUAAGAGAAAAACUGUGCUUGGCAAGUUUAAGGCUUCUCUCGACUGCCUUAUGUCCUCACUUAAAACAUCUGAUGUACAUUACAUAAGGUGUAUCAAACCCAACACACGCAGCGUUUCAUGUGAAUUUGACCGUCAGUAUGUGAUGUCACAAUUAACAGCAAGUGGCAUCAUAGAAACAGUGAAAAUCAGCAGCCUAGGAUACCCUGUGAGAAUACCCUACCCAAUGUUCCUACAGAGAUACGGUUUGAUCAUACGUAAUGCUAAAACACCGCCCCAGUCUGAGGUAGAAGAUGUCAGUGACAAUGACACGCUGUACGACCCGCUCGAUGCUUUAUAUCGUAAACAACUCCACAUGGUAAUGGCUGACUCACCAAAGAGAAGCAGCACACCGAGAAGACGGUUGAGGAGAAGGGCAGGUUUGUCUAGCGCAGACCACACAAGGAGAUGUAGUGCUGCUGUGUUGACCAUACAGUUUGGUAGAUGUCAGGGUCUAACCCAGCAGUUUGGUAGAACUAAACUUUUCUUACAUCAACAUCAGGUUGACAGCCUAGAGCAGAGAAGAUAUGAUAUUAUAUCAUCAAAGGCAGCAGUACUUCAGCGUGCAUGGAGACGUUAUAGACGACGCUGUGCAGUACGCAGAGAGAAUACAGCAGCUGUAAAAAUACAGUCAACAUGGAGGAAAUAUAUACAACAUAAACAUUCCAAAGCUGUGAUACUACUACAGAAAACAUUCCGCUUGCAUAUUGCAAGGAAAAGGUACAGGGAAAUGGUCCAGAAGAAGAAACAAGAAAAACAUCAAAAGAAGAAAAAGUCCUGGAAACCAAUUCUUGAUAGAAAACGAACAUCUCCAGGCACUGGAAGGUCAAGUAGGAGUAGUGAAAGGUCAGAUGGAUCAAUUGAUGGAUUACAGGAAUCAGAGUGCAUUGUUUUAAGUGCAAAUACGUCUUCGGAUACAAGUUCUUCAGUGGCAAAAUCAGAUCAAAGAACUGAAAACAGGAUGAAUUCUUUUACCACAAGCACUCCACGAUGUGAAAACAGGCGAUCCCCAAAAUGGAGACAGUCUCGUGAACAAUGUCAGGAGAUUUGCUCAAAUAAAGAAAAUAUCGAGAGAAUGAAAAGGAAUCCCAGAGGAAGACCAGAUAUGAGUAAAUACAGUCCAGUUAAAACGUUACGAUCUUACAGUAAAAUAUCUGCAAUGAAACGCUCAAAUUCUAGUUCCGCUACGGAGACAGGAAGUGGCGAUCAAAGCAGUGAUUCUGGAGCUUCCCCAAGAAAGAGGCAGAAGAUGACAGAUAGUUCAGGACACGGUGCAUUCCAUCUGCAAAAUGGUAUCCUUACAAAAAGGUGUUUACCAAAGAUGCCAGUAAGGUUUCACACACGAGCCAGUGUAUUGAAGUAUGCACACUAUAUGCACCAGAAGGAAAUGCCCAGCGGACUUGGGGACUGUUUACCAGAUGACCAAUUAGACUGAAAAAUUAAAAAUAUUCACUAAAUACCCGAUACUUAAUAUGUGGUGAACUGACACAUUUAGGAGCUCAAUCAUCUUAAGAUUAGGCAAAAACUUGCACACCUAUAGGAGCUAUUUGAAUUUCUGUUUAAUGCAGUCUUUGAAUACUUAUUUUGGGGAAAAUAGUGUUGGUUGAUUUCUAUGGAUUUUGAGAUCAAUCACCAUAGAACAGAAUAUAGUUCUGUUUUGCAUUUAAAAUUUGAAUUGUUUGAAUUUAUGCCACCACAAAAUAUGUUAAUACUUGGGUUGAAAAAUAUUUACCAAAUUUGCCUUGUUAAAUCAAAUGAUUUAUGAAUACUUCUUGUGUUUUAGUUUUAAUUUGAUACCGGUACUUAAAAAAUCACAUUUCAACAGGUAGUAAGUGGAAGUUUUAAUUGGUACUGUAAAUUUAGACAUAUUCACAAGAGUUUAAUUCCUGCUAGUAUUCAGGAUCUUGUUUCUUCUGUUAUUUAAGGAUAUAUCUCAUUUUGUGAUUUGUGAUUGAAAAAAUCAUUGUUUGGAGUUAGAUGCAAAGAAAUUAUAUCACUAGAUUGCAGCCAGAGUGAUAUAAUAACACGCAUCUGAACAACAAUGAUUUUAUACAAGAGCAUAUCACUAAAUGAGAUAUAUAAUUUUUAUUUUAACACGUUAUUAAAGGUUAUUACCAACAUCUUUGAAGAAAUUCACCAAAUAUUUACCAGUUUUGUUGGUUUCCUUUAACGGUGCACAGCUAUGACAUUUAACGCUAUGAUGUCAUAACUAUGAUGUACAAGUGUGGAUGUCAUAACUAUGAUGUACAAAUGUGGAUGUCAUAACUAUGAUGUACAAGUGUGGAUGUCAUAACUAUGAUGUACAAGCUGUGGGUGUUGCAUAAUAAUACAGAUUCAUUCUACUUCGUUUAAUAAGGAAAUAAAUGGGUUGUGUUAGAACAAAUAAGUAUAAAAUACACAGAAUGGCAACUGGCUGUAAUCUCGCGUGAUCUCGUGUCUGAGCUUGAAUCGGCGUUAUCUUAGUAAAAGCAAACAUCGACGAGCAUGGAGUUACAAUCUUUACCUUUAAAACUACAUUUAAAAUACAUGUUAACUUCUAAAACAACAUUAGUUUAAUGUGAAAUAGUCUUAAGACACAAAGUACACGUUUCUUGCCAUCAAAAGAAGCGUGGCCAUACAGUGAUAAUUAAUUUACCGAUGAAUAAUUGCUCUCGCAUACAAAAUGGCGCAGGGAGAAAGUGUCACUUCCGGAAAACAAGAUCUCAUUCAGUUAUCACGGGAUGUUGGCGAGAUUUUCUCAGUAUGCCUUUCAAGUUGCCGAUCUAUUUAUUUUUAUAGCUCUUUGGUUAGAAUGAAAUAUUUCACAUAUGUUAUUCACUAAAUUUAUUAUUAGAAUGGUGUAUAGUCAUGAAAUGUUUGUAUCACAAAUAAGUCCUGACAUAAUUAAAUUGCAAAGUAAAGGUAGUACAAGAAUGUUCCAUUUUACAGUCUAUAGAUUAUCAGAGCUCCAGAUAAGAUUUAAGGUUAAAGGGUAUUUUAACUCUUAGUUUUUGGCUCUAUUAUUCAAACCCUAGCCGCUAUUCUACUCGCCCUGGCGUCGGUGUCACACCUUGGUUAAAGAUAUGCAUACAAGUACAUAUGGCUAUCAUUUAAAGGCAUGUAGCUUUGAAACUUAUUUUUCCUUCUCUGGACCAACCUCACUAGGUCAAGUCCAAUAACUCUGACAUGUAUUUUGGCCAAAUUAUGCCCCAUUUUGGUCUUAAAAAAUCCUGGUUAAAGUUUUACAUGCAAGUUACUAUCUCCAAAACUAAUGCAGAUACUGAUUUGAAACUUCAUCUAUGUCUUUAUGGUUAUAAAACUAGAUGAAAGCAUCAAGUCCCAUAACUCUGACAUGAAUUUUGGCUAAAUUAUGCCCCCUUUUGGACUUAGAAAUUCCAGGUUAAAGUUUUGCAUGCAAGUACAUGUACAUAUAGAUAUUACUUAAAGGCAUAUAGCUUUGAGACUUAUUUUUUCUUUUUCUUGGUCAAUUUCCAACUUCACUGGGUCAUGUCCCAUAACUCUGACUUGUAUUUUGGCCAAAUCAUGCCCCCUUUUGGACUUAGAAAAUCCUGGUUAAAGUUUUGCAUGCAAGUCACUGUCUCCAAAACUAAUGCAGAUAUUGAAGUGAAACUUCACAUGUGCCUUUAGGGUUAUAAAAGUAGGUGAUAGUAUCAUAUCCCAUAACUGGUUAAAGUUUUGCAUGCAAGUUACUGUCUCCAAAACUAAUGCAGAUACUGAACUGAACCUCUAUAGAUAUUUUAAAGGGUAAUAUUCCUGCUUCUGGGACAAAAUUUUCUGUAUUAUUUAAAGGGUAAUAAUUAUUAAACAUAAUAAAAACAUUUGUUCAUACAUUUAAUAGUUUUUCUUGCAGUUGACAUAACACUACCUGUGCCUUGACAAAUAAUGUCAGUAAACAUGAUGCCUAUUACAUUCCACUUCUUGUGCAGUAAGUGAGCUGUGAAUUUCAGUUGCUAUCCACUGCGAUCUAUUAAUAACCAAUGAUAGUACAAUUGCCAACUGAUCAGUGCUUUUUUUUCUGACAGUUUUUUGCCCGCAUGAUGCUUCUGCUUUUUUCUGCUGUUUCAACACUUAUACUUGAUAUAUACAUGUGUACUUAAUAUAUCAUCAACCAUGGAUGUAGCAAUCCGAGAGGCAUUGUUUGAAACUCUGGUAACAUUUUAAGAUACUUGGGGAAGAAGAGAACAUUUCUCUGCGAUACUGUCCUUGUUUUGCUUUUAGAGAACCAGGGAUUUUGUUUGUUGUACUCGGGAUAUGCUUGAUUUUUGGUGAAAUUUCGUAUCCCAUUUUUUUUCAAUGCAUACAGAGACGCAUAAAUUUGAUUUUAAAUGCAUUUUUAGCUUGACUAUACGAAGAAUAGUCUAGCUAUUCUACUCACCCUGGCGCCGGCGUUGGCAUCGGCGUCACAUCGUGGUUAAAGUCCAAAAGGGGGCAUGCAAGUACAUACAGCUGUCAUUUAAAGGCAUAUAGGUUUGAAACUUAUUUUUUCUUUUUCUAGGUCAAUUACCAAUCGUUUUGAUGCAUUUGCAAUAGCGUGCGAAUGGUAAAAUUUCACAUAACAAGAUGGAACAUAGUUUUCAGCAAUUGUUUAUCUUUAUUUCUUUACAAAUGAUAUUCAUUUUCAAAGGGAGACAAUUUUUUCGGAAUAUUUUAAGUACAAAUAGCAUUCAUUUUCAAAGGGAGACAGCUUUUUCCAAAUAUUUUAAGUAUUCGUCAAGAAAAAGUUGUCUCCCUUUGAAAAUGAAUGCCAUUUGUAAAGAAAUAAAGAUAAACAAUUAAAACAAAUGUACAUAACAAACCAAACAAUUGGAAGAACUUCAUUAAACUUCUUUCAUUCUUUCCAUGAACAUUUAUUAUAAACAUGUGAAGUUGUGUACCCACACCUGGUAGUCACCUUGCCUUGGUCACUUCCCCUCCCCCUCACCCCCCACCCCCCAAUUUGUUUUUUCAUUCUUUUUUUUUUUUUAUUUCUUUUUGUUUUAAACCUUCCAUGAAUAGUUAUCAACGUGCAAAGUUGUACCAUUCUCUCACCUCACUCUUCCACCCAGUCAUGCUCACCACCCCGAUCAUGCAUUCACCCCCCACUCCAUUUUUUUCUUUCUUUUUUUUUCCCCAUCAAUAUUUAUAAUCAACAUGUAAAGUUUUGUACCCUCACCCCCCCCCC
Messenger RNA from Mercenaria mercenaria, 7184 nucleotides. Its product is annotated as unconventional myosin-XIX-like. The coding region runs from base 99 to 3458 and encodes 1119 amino acids. Gene Ontology annotation, cellular component: cytoplasm; actin cytoskeleton; vesicle. Lineage: Eukaryota; Metazoa; Mollusca; Bivalvia; Venerida; Veneridae. Gene Ontology annotation, biological process: vesicle transport along actin filament; actin filament organization. Gene Ontology annotation, molecular function: ATP binding; actin filament binding; microfilament motor activity. The record is from RefSeq and is a predicted model, not a curated record. The transcript has 22 exons.